Molecule: messenger RNA, 684 nt
Organism: Talaromyces marneffei
Lineage: Eukaryota; Fungi; Ascomycota; Eurotiomycetes; Eurotiales; Trichocomaceae
Exons: 4
Coding region: 1-684 (227 amino acids)
Biological process (GO): proton motive force-driven mitochondrial ATP synthesis
Cellular component (GO): membrane
Molecular function (GO): proton-transporting ATP synthase activity, rotational mechanism
Source: RefSeq, a predicted model, not a curated record
AUGUUGUCCGCUCGUGUCGCCGCCCGCGCUGGGCUUCGCAACUUUGCUGUUCCCCGGUCCGUUGCCGUGGGUGGAUUGAGGACGUAUGCUGCUGCUGCUCAGCAGGAUGUGCGACCUCCUGUUGCUUUGUACGGUGUUGACGGUACUUAUGCCAACGCAUUGUACACCGCCUCAGCAAAGACCUCCUCCCUCGACUCAGUCGCCAAAUCCCUCUCCCAACUCGGCGAAGUCUUCAAGAAGGACCCCAAACUCACCCCCAUCCUCAACGCACCUACGCUUAGCGUGAGCGACAAGCAACAAAUCAUCAAGGAAUUGCAGGCCGUGGCUGGAGGCGCAGACAAGAACGAGAUCCUCAAGAACUUUUUGGCGACUCUCGCCGAGAACAACCGUUUGGGAUUGUUGGAAGGUGUGAUUGAGAAGUUCGAGACUCUUAUCAGCGCACACAAGGGUGAGAUUGAGUUGAGCAUUACUAGUGCUCAGGAACUCGACAACAAGGCCAUCCAGCGCAUCGAAAAGGCUGUCUCCAAGUCCGAGUUUAGCCAGGGCAAGAAGCUCAAGGUCGUCACCAAGGUCAACCCCGACGUCCUCGGCGGCCUCAUCGUCGAAAUUGGUGAGCGCACCAUCGACCUCAGCGUCUCUUCCAAGAUCAACCGUCUCAACAAAGCUCUUACCGACGCCGUGUAA